Plutella xylostella (diamondback moth) is the source of this 2629-nucleotide messenger RNA. The record is from RefSeq and is a predicted model, not a curated record. NCBI's taxonomy places the organism in Eukaryota, Metazoa, Arthropoda, Insecta, Lepidoptera, Plutellidae.
AGUUGUCAUUGUCAAUUUGUCACACAAAAUAGAACAUUGAAUUUUAAAGUUCUUUUUGUGUAUUUUAGCAACAAAAAAGUCAUUUAUUUGGAUGAUGAUAGCAAAAAACGGGCCAAUAUCAAGGAACUGGAAAUCAGCAGCUAAAGUUGUAUUUUAGAUUUCAGUGCCCUCGUUCCAAGAAUGAGUACUUCUGAAUUAGACACCCGAAACAUUGCCGUCUCAAUGAGAAAGUCGGUAGAAAACCUAGUAAUAUCAUCACAAGAUGCCAUCGGGCAGAGCAUCAGCCAGGCCCUCAGCUUCUCCGGCGUCAUCACACAGCAGGCCAACCAAGCAUUGCAGGAGCACAGAAGUGUGUCUCGCUCCCCCUCCCCGUCGCCGCAGCGGAAUGACAGAGAGAGCGUCAUUUUAGAAACAUCGGAAAAUGAAAAGGAUUUCUCUCUCGGAAAUCUUGUAGAGGAUGGUUUGUUUCAGGACUCCGGUUCCGUGGGAGACGCCGCCAGCGCCUGCGACGCCGCGCUCUACAGACACCCUGAUAAGCUAUCCACGCCCACACCCCCCAAGUCGGCGGAGGGCGCGCGCAAGAAGAAGAGCUGGUACAGCGCCCUCUAUCCCACGUACAAGAGCCGCUCCGACGACUUCAAGCGACUCUUCAAAGACCUGCCUGAUGAUGAGCGGCUUAUUGUUGACUACUCGUGCGCGCUUCAGAAGGACAUCCUGGCGCAUGGAAGGCUGUAUGCAUCACAGAACUACCUCUGCUUCUACGCGAACAUCUUCGGCUGGGAGACCAGCGUGCAGCUCAAGUGGAAGGAGGUCACCGCUAUUACUAAGGAGAAGACUGCUUUGGUGAUCCCGAACGCCAUUCUCGUCUGCUCAGCGAAAGAGAAGCACUUCCUGGCGUCGUUCUCGGGGCGCGACAAGGCGUACCUGAUGCUGUUCCGCGUGUGGCAGAACGCGCUCAUGGACCAGCCGCGCAGCAGCCACGAGAUCUGGCAGUGGGUGCACAGUUGCUACGGCGAGGAGCUGGGCUUCAACUCAGACGACGACGCCUACAACCGAGACACAGAGGACGAGAAGAUGCCUGGACCCAUCCUGGGGGAGGACCUCCUAGACACGUCGUCUGUGGACGCGGGCAGCGGCAACGAGGCGCAGGAGGGCGGCGGCGGCGGCGGGGGCAGGGGCGCGGGCGGCGCGCUCAAUGACCAAUCACCACCGCUCGUGACAAACGGCGAGGGGGCCUACCGCGAGGAGGAGGGCGGGGACGCGCUGCCCACGGACAUGUCGGACACGGACAGCGAGCCCGACAAGCACCACAACUCUAUGUCGACGGAGAAGUGCUGGGAGUCGCACGAGGGCCGCGCGCUGCUGGCCGCCACGUUCGCCAUCAACAUCGACACGCUGUUCACGCUCAUCUUCACCAGCUCCAAGCUGUACCUGGAGCUGCUGGCCGCGAGGAACACCAGGGACUUCGUGCAGGCGUCAUGGCAACACAACGCGCAGUCGGGGUUGAAGUGUCGGCAGAUCAGCUACACUCUGGGCCUGUCGUCCGGCCCCAUUGGACCCAAGGAGGUCUACGUCACUGAGACACAGGUAAUGAACAAAUGCUCCAAACCGGGCGUCUUAUACUCCAUCGACGUGACGUCCGAGAACGCGGGCAUCCCGUACGCGGACGCGUUCACGGUGGAGGCGCACUACUGCCUGCGCCGCGCGGCCGAGCACGCCACCGCUGUGCAGGUGUUCGGGCAGAUCAAGUACAAGAAGACGCUGUGGCCCAUGGUCAAAGGUUUCCUAGAGAAGAACGCGUACGGCGGCCUAGAAGACUACCUGAAGCUGCUGGAGGCGCGGCUCACGGCCGAGGCGGAGGGCGGCGCGCCCGCCAAGCGCAAGGGACGCCGGCGCCGCAGGGCUGUCUGCCUCUCCCAAGGAGCGCCCCUCCACUCUGUCCUCAGCCCCCCGCGCCCCGCCCCGGCCGGCUACCUGUAUAAGUUCGCCGGUCCAGCGGGCACGAGGGCCUCCCACGCUACGCUACCGUCGACGGUAGAGCCGAUUCUUCCCACGGCGGUGAAGGCUAGCUACAUAGAGGCGGGGGCCUCGCGGCGGAGCGGCAGCGGCGGGCUUGUGGCAGCCCUAAUCCUGCUGCUUCUACUGAAUGCAGUGUUGUACUGGCGGCUGUAUCAUGCGACGCCGCAGCCCACGCUGUCGCCCAAUGAUUUGCAUAACAGGAUGAGCUCCCUGAGCGAGUCCCAGAUGGCGGACUGGUCGAACCUGCUGGAGCGGCACACGCGGCGGCAGCGCUCGCAGCUGCUGGCGUGGCGCGACGCGCUGGACCGCGCCGUGGCGCACCUCGCGCAGACGGAGCAGGCGUUGACGAAGCUGCUGGAGACCAUCAAGCCGUCGCUCGAGAGAGCCCAGAGGGACGCCUCGGACGACCACGGACAAGAGCUCUGAGCGAUAGGUAUUGUAGAGUUCGUGCGUCGCGGUACCUCAGAAUAAUCUAUCUUAGACUCUGCGAUUGCAAAUCAAAUUAACGUAGGUAUAUUUUAUGUACUGAAGGACCUAUGUAAAGCGUUGUUUGCGGGUCAAUUACGCUGAUAUUGAGAAUGGUGUACUUUGGCUAUACCUAUUCAGUUUA